Molecule: messenger RNA, 1674 nt
Organism: Sinocyclocheilus grahami
Lineage: Eukaryota; Metazoa; Chordata; Actinopteri; Cypriniformes; Cyprinidae
Product: solute carrier organic anion transporter family member 5A1-like
Exons: 4
Coding region: 1-798 (265 amino acids)
Biological process (GO): transmembrane transport; sodium-independent organic anion transport
Cellular component (GO): basolateral plasma membrane
Source: RefSeq, a predicted model, not a curated record
AUGGUAUUCAAGGAGCUGUACGAGAACAUUCAGCCUCCUCCAGACAGAUCACAUGGUCCUAUCAGAAACUACACAGACUGUGCGUGUGUGCAGAGCAGGCAGGUCAUCACUCCACCCAGCAGCGGCCAAGGCAACCAGCUGCAACUGGUCAUAGUGAAGACCUACCUGAACGAGAACGGAUUCGCUGUGUCGGGAAAGUGUGAUCGCACCUGCAACACGCUCAUCCCCUUCCUCAUCUUCCUCUUCAUCGUUACGCUCAUCACAGCUUGCGCACAGCCCUCCGCCAUUAUCGUCACUCUCAGGUCAGUAGAAGAGCAAGAACGACCGUUUGCUUUAGGAAUGCAGUUUGUGCUACUAAGAACUCUGGCCUACAUUCCCACACCAAUCUACUUUGGUGCGGUGAUUGACACCACCUGCAUGCUCUGGCAGCAGGACUGCGGCAUUCACGGCUCGUGCUGGGAGUACGAUGUUACUUCCUUCCGCUUCGUGUACUUCGGCCUGGCCGCCAGCCUCAAGUUUGUGGGCUUUGUGUUCAUUUUCCUCACCUGGUAUUCAAUUAAAUACAAAGAGGAUCGUCUGGAGCGCUGGCAGCGGCGUCUGCCUCCUCUGAGCACCGUCAGCGAGCUCAUCUGUCACGCGGGAGGCCACAAGAGCCACGCUCGUACCCACUCCUGCCCCGUUUUCACACCCCGUCCCGAGCCCCCGCUCAACCGCGGACACUGCAGCCAGAGCUGCCCCGGAAACACCCUCAAAGCAAUAACCCCACCUGCCCGCUCGCUGCAGGAAAUGCACAUUUGAGGAACGUGAGCCCUGACAUCUGCCUCCAUGUGCCUUCCUGUCAGGUGUCAGACAGCGUGCGACGUACGCCUGUUUUGCUCCGCGUGGCUUUCAGGGGCUUGCUACGCUCACCGAUAUCAAUGUCACCAGGACAAACUCACAGCAAAUACACAUUGCGUAGUAUUUGCUGUCGAAGCGUAUGGAAGACAUCUCAUGGUGCUAAAUGAGGAACAGAGAGGACAUUUCUCUGUAUCCAAUCUUGGGUACCAAGAUUAUUAUAUCAAAGACGUAACACAAGCACAAAUGGAUAUCAGUACUAUGCAACGCUGUACCGCAUUAAAGCCUCCAGGCAGUCGCUUUCUACUGUAUGAUCAUAAUUCACAACUGUAUUCCUAACAGUAGAACAUCUCACAUGGUCUUUCUGAACAAAUCUGUGAAGAAAUGCACUUCGAAAUGGUGUUAACAACUCCCUUCUGGUUAGUUUGGAGGCGUCAAUGUGAUUCGGAUGGUAUUCAAGGAGCUGUACGAGAACAUUCAGCCUCCUCCAGACAGAUCACAUGGUCCUGUAUGUAAAUUCAGUGCCUCAGAUUGCCCCGUCAGCAGUGAGGUCUGCUGGCACUGAGUGGACUGCUAAAACGCAUUUGGAGAAGGACCUUGAAGCCUUGUCUUCUCGUUCUUCAUCUUCAUAAUGAUUCUGUCUGUUCAGUGAUUGACUGUCAAAUGGCGAUAUGUGUUUAGAUGCAUACUGUUGGAUUAGAUGUUUCUUCAGUGGUCCAGUAUCAGGUCUUGAAGAAGUCAGAUCAAUUCAAUGGAUUUUUUGGCAAAUCCGUAUUCAAACCGGUUUUGUUUUUUGCAAGUGUGAACAACAGAAAACACAUGAAAUCUGUCGUUUACAAA